Molecule: messenger RNA, 1989 nt
Organism: Babesia sp. Xinjiang
Lineage: Eukaryota; Apicomplexa; Aconoidasida; Piroplasmida; Babesiidae
Exons: 3
Coding region: 1-1989 (662 amino acids)
Source: RefSeq, a predicted model, not a curated record
AUGAAUAUUGUGCCAGUAUGGGUGCUGAUACACCAUAUAAUAGCAAGAUAUGCCCAGAUAACUGCUUUAUUGUCACUAAUAAUACCUGCUGAUGGGUUCAAAACAUUCAGGAACACGACCAUCAAGGUCGUCCUACGCAAUCAUAAAAUGCAACUAGCAUCAGCGCAAGACCAAUCGCAGGAUACGCACUUUAUAGAAAAUCAAGAUGUAGCUAGAAGGUUGGAAAAGGAAAGGGCUGAAAAGGUGACGCAGUAUCUGGCACCAAUGGAGACGGGACUGUCACCGGGGCUAGACGAAAAAGAAAUUAUUAAAACAUUUGGCGAACCAUAUAGCCCGGAAUAUGUCAAGAAAAGAGAAGAAAGAAACAAAAGGCUAAGUGCAGCACAUCCGCCAGUCGUACCGCCAACCAACAAACUACCAUAUUUCGUAAACAUGCAAAAUCCAAAAAAUCCACUAGGAGAAAAAGAAGUAAAUGAUGCAUACAAGGCGUUGAUGGAAGCAGAAUCGGAAGCUACAACAGAGGAACAUGAUGAACUGAAUCAAACGAAGAUAGAGGGGCAGAAAGAUAACCAAAACUCAAUAGAAGCAACAAAUAAUGAAAUUGAUAAUGUUAAGCAACAGGAACAUACAAGAGUAGUAGAUUUAAGACAGUAUAAUGCUUCAAGAUUUGCACUAUUACAAGACGAUCAUCAUGCCGGGCCUUUUAUAGGUGACCCACUGGACCCAUACUUUGAAGCGUCGGCAAGACAGGCAUUUAAUGACGAUGAGCAAGACGAAGAAGAGCAAGAAGAACAGGAGGAGUCUGUUGCUAAAGAGCCUGAAAAGAAGGUCUGGUACCUCGACAAACCAUUAAAACAUCUACUACCAAAAGAAAUGGCUGAUGGAUGGUCCAUCCUACCAGGAGGUAGAAUAUAUAAGCAUUUGUUGAGACCAUCAGAUCUACCUCCACAGGAACAACGACACCCACAACAAGAAACUUAUGUAUCAUUCGGAUACAAAGUAGCAGACGCAUUCACAGGGCAUAUCAUAUUAGAAGCUGCGGAUAUGAACAGUGAUGGCAUGAUUAUGCAACUCAAGGGGCUAUCAACACCGUUGCAACAAAUGAUCGCGUCAAUGGUGGCAGAAGAACAAGCAGAGUUCAUAAUACACGCAAGUGAAGUGGGAAUGAUCAAUCCGAAAUAUGAAGAUUUGAAACACAUAGAAUGGGUCAGGAUAUGGUUACACUUAAUCAUGAUGCACGAAAGAGGAGAAAAGUGGUGGCAUCUUAGCCCUUUAGAAGCAUCGAAGUAUCCAAAAGCUGACCCAGACGACGGAAAACUAACCAAAAUGGAAAGACUCAAUCUUAAAACGGAGGAAAUUACAAGACAAGUUGAACUCGAACUUGAAAAUAAUCCAUGCUCGCCACUAUGGGAAGAUGUCAUGCAUAGAUUAACCGAACAGCAAAAGGCAUCAGUAGUCGAACACUUCGAUAGGAAAUAUGAGAUGCAACAACGGCAAAGAUGUGCUGAAUAUUCAGGGUCACGGGGAUUCGCAGAUGCAAUCAAAACAACGGGACAAAUGAAAGGGUACGAUUUAGGAAGAGUAUAUGGAGGAACAGGAGCUUUCUAUACAUGGAAGGAAACGCCAUUCGUCAUGUAUGUUGCAGUACCAGUGGUACCAGGGAUCAGAGCUGAACAUGUACAUUUUAACCUGGAACCGAACCACAUGCUGCUUAAAGUAGCUGGUAAAACGACAACACUAUCUCAGAUCAUCGACGAUGAUAUUAAAGGGGCCGUGGAAACUGGAAUAGCAAGCAGCUGGGCAAUGAGUGAAAAGGCGAUGGAGUACGACCCACUACCACCAGAUCACCAAGAAUUACAAGACCCGGUAUUAAAAACGUCUAUGGAAGAUGAAUACCACACGGUGGUCAAAGAACCAUCGAUCAUAAUCGCACUCACUAAAAGAGACAAAGCUAUGGGCAACUGGGGAGUACCAUUUGUGAAUAUCUAA